AUGGAUGACGUAUUUCCUGCCCAUGUCACCGAACACGUGUGUCGCACCGAGUCGCGCUAAGGAGGUGGAGGGGGAAAAACGAGUUCACUUUAUUGGCACGUUCAUUUGGGUGCCGUUGUUGUUGUUUUUUUUCCGACAUUGUUGACGGCUUUGCCGGAUAAACGGUCAAGAUGGUGAAGCCUCAGUUCAAGGGGAAAAGCUCUAUUAAUCCCUCCACGUCCAGCAGCAACCCGGAUCGGGCCAAAGGUGGCGGCAGCAACAUGAGGGACCGGGCCACUAUUAAGCGUCUGAAUAUGUACAGACAAAAAAUUAGAUGUAACAACAGAGGUAAAGUCAUCAAGCCCUUACAGUACCAGUCCACCGUGGCUCCCGGGACAGUGGCCCGAGUCGAACCCAACAUCAAGUGGUUUGCAAACACGCGGGUGAUCAAGCAAUCGUCCCUGCAGAAGUUCCAAGAAGAGAUGAGCGCCGUGCAGAAGGAUCCUUACCGCGUCGUGAUGAGACCAAGCAAACUGCCCAUGACGCUGCUGCACGACCGAGUCAAAGCUCACAACUCCAGGGUGCACAUUUUAGACACGGAGGCUUUCGAGACCACGUUCGGACCCAAGGCUCAGCGCAAGAGGCCCAGUCUUGUGGUGUCCGACGUCAAGGACCUCUUGGAGCAAGCCGAAGCUUCGACCCCCCCCCCACACAACAGGGAUGCAGUCCGCGAAGAGAUCUUCAAAAAGGGUCAGUCCAAAAGGAUUUGGGGAGAACUUUACAAGGUGAUCGACUCGUCCGACGUGGUCAUCCAAGUGCUGGACGCCCGCGAUCCGAUGGGCACCCGCUCGCAGAGCAUCGAGGCUUACAUCAAGAAGGAGAAGUCGUGGAAGCAUUUGAUCUUCGUGCUGAACAAGUGCGACCUCAUCCCCACCUGGGUCACUAAACGCUGGGUGGCGCUGUUGUCCCAGGAGUACCCCACUCUGGCUUUUCACGCCAGCCUCACCAACUCGUUCGGUAAAGGCUCCCUCAUUCAGCUCCUCCGGCAGUUUGGCAAGCUCCACACGGACAAGAAACAAAUCAGCGUGGGCUUCAUCGGUUACCCCAACGUGGGCAAGAGUUCCGUCAUUAACACGCUGCGCUCCAAGAAAGUCUGCAACGUGGCGCCCCUCGCCGGAGAAACCAAGGUGUGGCAGUACAUCACUUUGAUGAGACGAAUCUUCCUCAUCGAUUGUCCCGGCGUGGUCUACCCUUCGGAGGACAGCGAAACGGAUAUUGUCCUCAAAGGAGUGGUUCAAGUGGAGAAGAUCAAGAACCCGGAGGAGCACAUCGGGGCGGUGCUGGAGCGGGCCAAGCCCGAGUACAUCCAGAAGACGUACCGCGUCGCCACUUGGAGCUCGGCCGAGGAUUUCCUCGAGAAGUUGGCCUUCCGCUCCGGCAAACUUUUGAAGGGCGGAGAGCCCGAUCUGCCCACGGUGUCCAAGAUGGUGUUAAACGAUUGGCAGAGGGGACGUAUACCUUUUUUUGUCAAGCCUCCAGGCCCCGAGGGCGACCAGCAGGAACCUUUGCCAGUGAAAGCUGCGCCAGCAACAGUCGACGACGGCAUGCAAGAUGCCCAGACGGAAGAAGAAGCCGCCAUCGCCGCCACCGCCGCCGCCACCAUUGAAGGCGAAGAGCAGCAGAAACGGCGGCAGAAGGAGGAACUUAACAAGAUUUUGUCCAGCGUGCGACAGAACUUCGGUAAGAUCAACGUGGCGCCCGAAUUCAACGAGGAGGACCUGGUCCCCGUGGAAAUGCCCGACCUGGACAUCUCCGGCUCGGAGGCCGAGGAUGACGAGGCGGAGGAGGAGGAGGACGGUGAGGAGGAAGAGGAGGCGGAGGGCGUAAAGGAAGAGGACGCGGGCAGUGAGCCGGCCGCCGAAGAGAGCGCGGUCGCUGGGGAAAAGAAUUCCAAGCGAGUGCUACGCGAGCUGGACGAGAAAAUUGCCAAAUACAAGCAGUUUCUGGCCCGGGCCAAAUCCAAGCGCUUCUCUGCCAUCAGGAUACCAAAAGCCGAUUCAGACAAAUUGUUGAUGAACAUCAAGACCAAACAAGUGCAGAUGCAAGCGGCUACGCAGAGAAACAAAAAGAGGAAAGCUGACGACGACGACGAGGAAGAUGAGCAUUCCGCCCCACAACCCAAACUGUCGUCCAAAGAGCGGCGAGCGAUGGACCGUGCCCAGCGGUCGAAGAAAGUGGGCUCGCGCUACUACGAAACGCACAACGUCAAGAACAGGAACAAGAACAAGACCAAAGACACCCAAGCGGCAACGUCGCGGGGCAAAAAAGCGAAGAGAGCUAAGCGCUAAAGGCUAGCACUCAACUCC
Molecule: messenger RNA, 2345 nt
Organism: Hippocampus comes (tiger tail seahorse)
Lineage: Eukaryota; Metazoa; Chordata; Actinopteri; Syngnathiformes; Syngnathidae
Gene: gnl2
Product: G protein nucleolar 2
Cellular component (GO): nucleolus
Molecular function (GO): GTP binding
Source: RefSeq, a predicted model, not a curated record